Messenger RNA from Amoebophrya sp. A25, 5977 nucleotides. Lineage: Eukaryota; Dinophyceae; Syndiniales; Amoebophryaceae. The record is from the annotation of a GenBank genome assembly.
AGGAGCCUGUCACUUCAUUUGAUAACCAUCUGUAGCCCGCGUGAAUCGCUGGCCUUUACCCUCAGCUUGGUGCCCUUCUCGUGACGUCGGUGUCCGCCUGGUCCUCGCUGGAAGCAUCGAGUGCUCGUCACAUCUUGAAUAGCUGUUUUCGAUUUCGCUAUGUAUAAAUAUGCUUGUUCAUCUCAAUCUCAUCUUGUCUAUCUAUUACUACUUUAAGUUUAACUAGCCAAAUAUCAAGUUUUUGAAUGCGAGUACCCAUUAAGAGAGGAUAGCUGGUCUGUAGAAAGAUCUGAGUCGUGACGCGCAGAGCAAUAGACCUACUGACGCACCAUAGAAGCUGGAAAAAGCAUGAACCCACUGAUUAACUAACCUCCUCACAUGACAGGGACUUCUUCCAAUUUUCGCUUCCCGCGUCUUCCGGAUUUUAUCAUACCUCCGUCUGCUUCAUUUUGGUUACUUAUUCUCACCUGCUUUGCGAGUCCUAGUAUUGCGUUCCGCAUCUUCGUUGUCUGUCCAGUUGUCCAGUUGCGAGGAGAAGGAAUCUUCAUCAUGGAAAACGUGAAGAGUGUCGCAUGCGCCGCAGUCGGUGUGGCUGGGCAAGCCCUUCUCGGAGGGGUCCCAGCCGUGAGCACAACGCUUGCCGCAUCAGUUACGGCUUUCCCCGAUCCAUCUCCGGACGCAUCCUGAGGCUGUCCCAUGAGGAGGAAAAAGAAUCAGGAUGCAACUCAAGAUGGAUGGUAAUGAGCUCUAAAGCAAGAAUUGCGAUCUCAUACACGGAUCGGAAAAUUGACGCGCUGCGUCACGAACUGCGGGAGGAGAUGAAGACGCAGCUAAGCGAAAACGCAAAAAUAAUGGAGAAAAAAGUACAAAAAACAAUGCAGAAACAGACGCGCGGUCAUUUCCUGGCUUUAUGGAUGUGUUGAUAAGAAAAACACUGGUGUAAGCGUCCUACGUCGUAGAUAGUGUUACCUAACCCUAUCUACGACCACGUAGCAAUCUUACACUAAUAGAUACAAAUACUUUUCUUCAUAUCUACAACACAACCCAUCUCUAAUGAACAAAAAAGCCCAAGCGAUGGGAGAUCACAGCUGGUUUGACAACCAACAAGUGAGGGUCAAGAACAUUGUCCUGAAGCAUUUCAACACGAAAAAAAAAAGCGCCGUGCGCGCUGCCUUGAGGAAGGUACUUGCUUCUCUUCCUAUUCUCUUCGACCCCUAAACAUAUGCCUAUGAAAUAACUCUCCUCGACCCGUAAACCUAAGCUCUUAACCGUCCGCGCUUUUUUUCGCGUUUUUCUCUGUAUCACAGCCAAUCCCUUUCAAUUCAGAUCAAGGAGCAGAAACCCGGAUUCCGCGGAGAUGUUCCCUACACGGUCCUCAUCGAGCUUGCGAAUCGUCUUCACGUGAAGAGCAUCACGGGGAAGUCGACGUGGAAAACCAAGGCGGAGGUUGUUGAAGAUAUUUUAGAGGUCAUUUAGCGUCUUCUGUCAGUCUGUAUCUAAAAAAGAGCAUAAACAUUCAUCAUGCAUACGAACAUCAUAAUUAAAGCUCAUACAUACGAACGUCAUUCGAAAUAAGCUGUUAAAUUUACUUUGGAUUCCAACAUCAAGAGCAGUUGGGUACCGCCUACCUAUGUACAAAAAGAGAAUAGAAUGAAACAAAAUCAAAAGAUUUAAUCGUAGACUUUGGAAUCUAAUAAGAAGUAACCAACAAAAAUGUGGUAGUAAAAAUCAAAUAGAGUAUAUUGCUAGGAAAACAUCCUCAUUAGUAUUUGGCAGUGUCUGAGACAAGCGACGAGCAAGAUGCGACCAUCUCAAAUUAUUACAUGCUAAGCCAGAUCUUGAUUAGGAUACCUGUAUAUAACACUGGCCAAUUUCGCAGAUGGUAAAAGUCACUACGCUGAAAAUCAAAAUGGAUGCACUUAGUUAAACCACUGACUGCGAAAUUAAAAACUGCUCAGAAACUGUGAACAAAUUAAAAAAUUACAAGGAAGCUACAAACUUAAUCAUCUGUAUCUAACAAUAUUGUUAUUGAUCAUAUUAAUUUGGAAAUUAUUACGUUUACAUCUACUUACACAAUUUGGAAUGUCACGAAUGAUAACCAUCAAUAAAAACAUCAAGAUUAACAAAACGUUUGAAAGAUACCUAAAAUCGAGAAUGGUAGUAAUAAUUAUGGUGAAAAUUAAGCUGGAAGCAUCACAACCAACAUUAAUAUUACAACCGAUGGUACUACAAAUAAUUUGUCGGGGAGGAUCACAACCUGUAUUGAAGACUAGCCAACUUACAAGCAGAUGCACACAGAGGUUAAACGGCGGUAGCAUUCUAGAAAAAAGAGGUGUUCAGCCUUCACUGCCCUUCUGCUCGUCGCUCGCCGCAAUCACAUCAUCGGUAAGACGCAUCCAAGUACUUAUCUUCCCAUAAAACAAAUGUCCUUUGAGUUGCGUUUCGCCUUGAGUUUCUGAUCUGGCAUUGCCUUGGGAGCAGGAGUGAGAAAGAGUAAGAGUAUGUUACAUCUGUAGAGGUAAUUUCUGAAAGAAAAAUAAGGUCAUGAUUGAAAGAAAGAGAGAAAGAAUUAUAAGGAGAAAGUUAACUGCGUGAUGUGAUGACGAGAGAGAACAUGAGUUUGCAUCUGUAAUUGCGACGGUAUCUGGAUACUCAAUCUAGAGAGAAGUGAAUUAUAUUUACGGGCUCAUCUCUAUGAUCGACGAGGAGAGAUAUUGCUUUCUAUAUUCACAAAGCUUGCGGAGACGACGAGAGACUCACUUGUAUCUGUAUCUACGAGCAGCGAGAGAGAUUGCGUAUCUGAAUCAGGACCAGAGUAGGAGAUUCUCACGAGUGAAACCACGUUACUUGCAUUCAAAAUUCGAAAUCAAGCUAAAACUUGAACUUCAUUUUUCUCGUUAAUUUAACUCGCUAGUUGCUUUUGUUUUCCAGGGUAGAUCAGACGAUCAUAAUCGGCGUCAACUGCGAGCGACCAAGCGAUGACAUGUAAGGCCAGGGAUGACCACGGGCGACGGCAGGGAUCCAGAUGAAUUGACAACUUAAGAUGCUUCUUGCGUUGACACGGCGCCACCUGGUGCCGUGUGCAUGCCAGAGGUUUCUCAGGAGCCUGUCAUUUCAUUUGAUAACCAUCUGUAGCCCGCGUGAAUCCCUGGCCUUUACCCUCAGCUUGGUGCUCUGCUCGUGACGUCGGUGUCCGCCUGGUCCUCGCUGGAAGCAUCGAAUGCAAGACCCCACACUUUCAAUUGAUAUUUUUCACUUAAUCUUGCCUGCAUUCUCGUAAUUAUAAUCUCCUAAAUCUACUAUCUCUAUCAAUCUACUGCAGCAGGAUCUAUUGUUGUAUGCGAGGAAGUACCCAUUUUCUCAGAAACAACUCAAAAUCAUAGGAUUCCUCUCUAGGAUUCCAAAAAAAGAAGAAAAGCAGAUCGUGAUUUAGCUUUUGCGCUUUUUGCAAAUAAUAAUCAGAGGUGUAGUAGGUCCAGCGACUUAUAAUAAAAAUAAAUAGCCUGUUAGCUUUCCUUGAAAAAAUGUCAGCAUCGGCUUUCCACAAAGCCCAAACAGUUGUGUGCGGCACUGUCGCCGUCGCAGCAACGGCAACAUUAGGCACCCCAGCACUCACCACAGCCGCUUCGGCGGUAUCGCUGGCAACCGCCUGGGCGGAACAGCGAGAUGAUAGACUGGAAAAGUUAAGUCAUGCUGUAACUACUUUCCCAAUCUCAAGUAAAGAUAGCUGUAGCGCAACCUCUAGGCAUACCUAGGAAAAAACACAAAUGCAAAGCUGCACUACAUAAAAAUCUCACACACAUUGAUUACGAACUUGACCACGGCAGGCGCAUCUACUUAGUUUAGGACCCGCUUAUUCUACUAGGCCUAUCACUGCUUUUGCAGAACCUCCCGCCCACCUCCUUUUUUAGUAGUAUGAAGUCUGAAUCACAGUCAGGCUCGGGCCAUCUCUAAUCCUGCGCCUUGAGGAACGAAUGAAUGAAAAACUGCAACAGAUGGAGUCGAAAAUCAGACAGAUGGAGUCGAAUAUCAACCAAAUGGAGUCGAAUAAUAUCAACAAAAACGUGGAACAAAAGCUUCGGAAGGUGAACAAAAGCAUGGAUCAGAAGAUCCGUAAGAACAACAAGACCCAACACGACAUCUUAUGGCCACGACAAUUUUUUCGCCUAAUGGGGUGCUGACCAAUAUUUAAAAAAUCACGGGUGCUCCCAUCUCUCAAAAACAAAACGAAGGGCCAUUAAAAUCAAUCUUGGUGUACUAACACCGCUAGUGGUGGUCUAUCACUUAUCUAAUCUACAUAUCUGACUAAUAUAUUAAACACAAUGUGGCUUUUAACUGUUAAUCAUUAGCAAGGCCGUGUCUGUGAAUACUUCUUGUAAAAUUUCACUUGUCAUCUUCUAUCAUUCUUUCUUUAUGAGCGAUAAUUCGCUCGAUUCCCAUUCCCAGAUAAUCCCUUGCCCUGAUACUGUAUCACCUCAUGCUAGGCAGAGUAAAUGCACGAGGUAGCUUGUGAGUAAAUGUUAGAGCAGUACUAAUUACUCACCACCUACGCGAAGACUUACACGAAGUAGCUAGCCUAGCCUUAGCCCCCCUGGCUCUCUUAUACUAGAUGUCUUUUUCUAAUAAAAAAUAAGAGCCAGAAGAGAAGUGACCUAACACUGUCUACAACGUAGUAGGCUUACACUAAUAUCAAUAUUUUUCUUAUCUACACUACCCAUCUCUAAUCAACAAAAAAGCUCAAGCGAUGGGAGAUCGCAGCUGGUUUGACAACCAGCAAGUGAGGGUCAAGAACAUUGUCCUGAAGCAUUUCAACACGAAAAAAAAAAGCGCCUUGCGCGCUGCCUUGAGGGAGGUACUUGCUUCUCUUCCUAUUCUCUUCGACCCCUAAACAUAUGCCUAUGAAAUAACUCUCCUCGACCCGUAAACCUAAACUCUUGACCGUCCGCGUUUUUUUUCGCGUCUUUCUCUGUAUCACAGCCAAUCCAUCUCAAUUCAGAUCAAGGAGCAGAAACCCGGAUGCGGAGAUGUUCCCUGCAAGGUCCUCAUGACGCUUGCGAAUCUCCUGCACGUGAAGAGCAUCACGGGAAAGUCGACGUGGAAAACCAAGGCGGAGGUUGUUGAUGAUCUUUUAGCGGUCAUCUAGCGCCUUCUGUCAGUCUGUAUCUAAAAAAGAGCAUAAAUAUUCAUCAUGCAUACGAACAUCAUAAAGCUCAUACAUACGAACGUCAUUCGAAAUAAGCUGCCAAAUUUACUUUGGCUUCCAACAUCAAGAGUAUUUGGGUACGCCUACCUAUUUACAAAAACAGAAUAAAAUGAAACAAAAUCAAAAGAUUUAAUCAUAGACUUUGGAAUCUAAUAAGAAGUAACCAACAAAAAUGUGGUAGUAAAAAUCAAAUAGAGUAUAUUGCUAGGAAAACAUCCUCAUUAGUAUUUGGUAGUGUCAGUCUGAGACAAGCGACGAUCAAGAUGCGACCAUCUCAAAUUAGUACAUGCCAAGCCAGAUCAUGAUUAGGAUACCUGUAUAUAACACUGGCCAAUUUUGUAGAUGGUAAAAGUCACUAUGCUGAAAAUCAAAAUGGAUGCACUUAGUUAAACCACUGACUGUGAAAUUAAAAACUGCUCAGAAAGAGUGAACAAAUUAAAAAAUUUCAAGGAAGCUACAAACUCAAUCAUCUGUAUCUAACAAUAUUGAUCAUAUUAAUUUCGAAAUUGUUACGUUUACAUCCACUUGCACAAUUUGGAAUGUCACGAAUGAUAACCAUCAAUAAAAAGAUCAAGAUUAACAAAACGUUUGAAAGAUACCUAAAAUCGAGAAUGGUAGUAAUAAUUAUGGUGAAAUCAGCCUGGAUACAUCACAACGAAAAUUAAUAUUACAACCGAUGCAUGGUACUACAAAUAAUUUGUCGGGCAGGAUCACGACCUGUAUCGAAGACUAGCCAACUUACAAGCAGAUGCACACAGAGGUUAAACGGCGGUA